AUGACCGCGCAGCAACAACGCGGCUCAUACAUUUGCUUGGCGGCCGCAUCGCUCCUCGGCAGCGGGGCACCGAAUUCAACACAGAGGCGGAUAAUUAAACUGGCUCGCGACGAGAAAGGAAUUAGGGCGGCGAGACAGCCACCACGCAAACCUGAUAAACUAUGCUCUGUACGGGAGGACUGCUACUCGUACCUGUUUAUUCAUCCACCU
Iphiclides podalirius (scarce swallowtail) is the source of this 210-nucleotide messenger RNA. The record is from the annotation of a GenBank genome assembly. NCBI's taxonomy places the organism in Eukaryota, Metazoa, Arthropoda, Insecta, Lepidoptera, Papilionidae.